Messenger RNA from Neurospora tetraspora, 869 nucleotides. RefSeq lists its product as uncharacterized. The transcript is spliced from 2 exons. Lineage: Eukaryota; Fungi; Ascomycota; Sordariomycetes; Sordariales; Sordariaceae. The record is from RefSeq and is a predicted model, not a curated record. The coding region runs from base 193 to 603 and encodes 136 amino acids.
UGUUGAGUUGUGAUAGGUUACUUGGUGGUUUUGCUGUUACGUGUUAGACCUGUAGCUAGUUUAUAAGAUGAAUGAAAGCAUACCUGUACAGUUAGACCCAGUUUAUGUACCAACGGAGGAUUCACUAUUGCCUACCUCUCGUCCAAUGACCGUCGUCCGACCAUUCUAGUGGGAUUUUUCGCUAUAACGUCCAUGGAGGAUUAUAGGUGUGGGAGGCGUGCACCUAUUGCAGAGCAGGGGUCCAACUUGGCAGGAAGGAUUACCGGUACACGACGUAUAACCCAUCAUGGAUCCAAGACAAGCAAAGGCCGAAAAAAGCCCUUGGCCACACCCAUCCGAACUGCAGAACCCAACGAGAUGCACUACACCGAUGACAAGGGCGUCGAACACAGUAUAUACUUCCCGCAACCCAUCCGAACUGCAGAACCCAACGAGAUGACCUACACCGAUGACAAGGGCGUCGAACACAGUAUAUACCUCCCGCAGGGCACCAUGCACACGGCCUACGGACACCUGCAGAACAAGCGAUGGGACGAGCUUGCCAAGUUCGAGCCGUACAGUAAGUACACUCCUACCUCUCCCCCUCUGACAGACUUGUCCUAAUGUAUCUCCUUGUAGCGAAUCAAGGAUAUACCGAGGAUGAUUUCAAGGCAUAUGAAGAGAGUCACAAACAAGGACAAGAGAAGUAGAUGUUGUGGAGUAGGGAAAGAUACAUAGGUCGUCAUCCAGAGAGGGACUCGUUCACCGAAUAACGUCUUGGCUCUUUCCCUUCGAGUACUCAACACUGAGAAAUAGCAAUAACAAAAUAAAACAAUAUCUUUGAGGGCAUGAUCUCCAGAAUCUCAUUACGCAGUAGAUUCCGAGCAAAC